UCUCACAUUUUUCGUCUCUCCGCUAUACUAAUGUUUAGAAACCGUUUCCUACCGGGACUCUCCCUCCCAACACCUAUUAGGAUUCUCUCCCCCCAGCAAAGAUCGACGCAGGAGUUACAGACGAAUCUAACAGGAACAACAGGAGGAGGAGAAGCAGUGGUUUACGGGUCUCUCUGUCUCUCUCUCUCCCUCUCUCCCUCCCUCCUUCUCUGGCUCUCUCCCCUUUAAACCAUCAGAAGCUUUGUCUCUCAAUUGAUAUAGACAAGCGUCGAAUUCACGGGUCUCUCUGUCUCUCUCUCUCCCUCUCUGACUCUCUCCCCUUUAAACUCUAUUUAUCAAUUUGCUCGAAUUCGUUAGUACAAUCUCUCUCUCCCUCCCUCUCUCCCCUUUUAUACUCUAUGAAUCUAUUUGCUCGAAUUCGUUAGUACAAUUUGUUAAUUUGCUUUUUUUUGGUGAUUGAUAGGCCCCUGUUUUCAUGUCCUGAAUUUCUUUUUUUCACCUCAUACUAAUUUACUAUCAUCACUAUGAUUUUCAUAGUUGAAGAAACUUUCUAUGCUUUUACUAUGUUUAAUGUUGGCUUUAUUAGAAAUAUAUACAAGAUAGAGAUGAUCGUGCUAAUUUUGUGUGUUUCAUGUUGUUUAGUUACACAGAGCUUCAGGUGGUUGUUCCUGAAAAUUGAGCUUUCUAUUUCCCUGUGGAGAAAUCUUAGUCGCAUUCAACUACAGGGCCAGCUAAAUGACAUAUUUGGAUCGCUUUCAGCUCUCUCUACUUUGACAUUUCAAUUUCUCACUUGCCAGGAGUUAAAUUUUUGCUUUGCUUUGCUUGACACAAUGACAUAUGUAAUCUCUUUUAAUUCCAUGACAAGUGAUCUUCCUGAAAGUUUUACCGCUCUUUCAAGUAUGGCCAAUAUGUAUUUGCAAAACAACCAGUUUACAGGCUCUAUUGAUGUCCUUUCUAAUCUUCCCCUGCAUAAUUUGAAUAUUGGAAAUAAUUAUUUCAGCGGUUGGAUUCCUGAAAGAUUAAAAAACAUAAAUAUUCAGAGAGAGGGCAACUCAUGGAGUUCCGGUCCUGCACCACCUCCUCUACCUGGAACUCCUCCAUCCAGCAGUAGCAACUGAAAUAGAAAACAUAAUGACAAUAAAAACUCAUCAGAUGAUAAUGGAAGUAAGAAAUCAGGUAUAGGCGGUGGUGGUGUGGCAGGAAUUGUGAUAUCCAUUUUAGUUGUUGGAGCCGUGGUUGCAUUCUUUGUAGUGAAGAAAAGGUCCAAAAGAUCAUCUGCGGAUGUAGAGAAAGCUGAUAGUCAGCCUUUCACUUCUUACGCUUCACAAGAAGUCCAAGAUAUGCUUUGAUCUUGAAGAUUUCUAUUAACUGCUUGACUGUCCUGGAUUUCAAGUCUGCCACUGUGCUUGACUGUUCUGGCUUGGCUUAUAUUCAAAAUUCUAUUUAACAGCCUGGGGACUAUUCUGAUGCUUUUUUAUUUUUAGUUUAUAGGUUGGCCUUGCUUGUCUUCUUAUGUAGAAUGUACGUAAUCAUACAUUAGCCAGUAGUAAGUUGAUUUUGUCGAUACCAUCUUAGCUCAAAUUACACUUGUAGUUGCCCAAAAGUGUGAUUUUUCUAAUCUUUAUGCAUAUGAAUCUAUCUGAUAUUUCUGGACUUACGUGACACUACAUGAAUGAGAAUCCUGUGUGAGAGUAGUUUACUUUUAAAAUUAGACCAAAGAACUAAAAAGGUUUGAUUUCUUAUAAAAAAUACUUACCCUGAAACAUUGUAUUAGUCCUUCCACUUUGUUUUUCCCAAUUGUUUCAGGAUUUGUGUUAAGUUCACUUUGUUAGUCUGGAUGGUAAACAUAUUGCUGUUGCUCUUCUGGAUUGUACUUUAAAGGCUGCAGAAGAUUACCAGAAAUCCUUGAGUAGGAAUAACAGCCGCAAAUGGAUUAUACAGGCAUGUACUUCUGGUAGAUUAAUUUGCUAGCAUUGGACACAGUGUCAUAGUCAGGGAAGUCUUUCUUUUGGGAUGUAAAAAAAGAUUUUUUCCAACAAAAAUAUUAAUUUGCCAACAUCUUUUAUUAUUUGGUUUUAAAACCAAAACCGAACCAUUUCAAACCGAAGCCGAAUUAAGAAAACCGAACCGCACCAAUAUUAUUUGGUUUGAUUUUGGUUUUUGAUUUUAGAAACCGAAUAGAUAUGGUUACGGUGCCCUUUUUGGUUCAAACCGCACCAAAUCGAACCACGCUCAUACCUAAGCUUUACUAGCUUAUAUCCCAUGUUUAGUAGUAUAAUAAAGUUUUAAUAUUUAAUUAAUUUUGAGGCGGCCUUCUAUAAUAGAUCCAGAUAAUUAGGCUUAUUGAUGUGUUUGAAUUAAUAUAUUUAAGUAAGUCUGGUAAAAUUAUUUUUAAUACUUGGAUGUGUUACAAUAGAUUUGAAUAUAAAUUAUGCCUAGGUUAAAUAUUUUUAAUAUUUAAAUGUGUUUUAAUAAGAAUAAAAUAGGGUUGUUUUUAAAAUGAAAAGGCCCGUCAACCUUCCCAAGUAUGGACCGGCCAAAUUUUUUAAUAUUUUGGCUUUAACAGUUUACUAGCUUAUAUGCAGUGCGAUGCACAAAGAAAUUUUAAUAUUUGUUAACUUUUAUUUAUAUUUAAUUUUGUUAUACAUUUAAUUUUGUUCAAGAGAUGUAUUUGGGUUAAAAUUCUAUGUUUCACUUUUUUAUGUUAGUCUUAAGGAUGUCCUUGGAUUAAUAUAAUUCUAUUAGGCCCGUUAAUAUAUGUAAAUAUAUAGGCCCAACAAAUGUGUUUAAAUCAUAAUAUAUGAAGAUAUUGUAAUUAAAGUAGGUUUGACUUAAUUGAAUAAGUUUUAAAAUAAAGAAGCCCGUAAAUAGGCCCAAAUACCAACCGGCUCAAAUUAUAUACUGAGCAGAAAUAAUGGAAUUUUUGAAUGACCUUUGAUACUCACCAUUAUAUGACUUAUCAGCUCCAUCAUAAAGUCUACAGCCCAUUUGGUUGGAAGGAAAGGAAAUGAGGUGGUCAAAAAAAUGAAACCAUUUUUUUAGUUAAUGACCUUUGAUACUCACCAUUAAUUGCAGUAAAUGUUUAGUUAAUCAACAUUUUGCACCAGGAACCAUUGCAAAGAAGAAGAAAAGUGUAGCUAAUUUCCACAUAACCCAUUUCAUAUUUGUGUUCAUAAUUGCUUUUGUAUUCCAAGUUCUAGCCUCUAAUUUGUGACAUAACUCUAACAUUUGUUUAUAUAUGAUAUACUAUAUUUCAAGAUAGGAUUGUAAUAUUAAUAAAUUGUGUAAUUUUGUUUAUAUUUAGUGUAAAAUAUGAUGAAGUAGAAUUUAAAUAAAUUUAUGGAUUACAAAGAGUAUAAAUUGGCUUUCAGAGGUCAACAGGUUGUCGAUUUUCUUAUGGGGGAUAAACUGUAUGAC
This is a messenger RNA of Daucus carota subsp. sativus, 3417 nucleotides long. RefSeq names its product protein STRUBBELIG-RECEPTOR FAMILY 6. The record is from RefSeq and is a predicted model, not a curated record. Lineage: Eukaryota; Viridiplantae; Streptophyta; Magnoliopsida; Apiales; Apiaceae. Gene Ontology annotation, molecular function: protein binding. Bases 525 to 1118 code for a protein of 197 amino acids. The transcript has 7 exons.